AUGUCAACUGUUUUACCCAUUUUAAUACCAAAGAGCAAAAACAUAUUAUUACUAAAAGAUGAUAUUGGUAAACCAAAACCAACUACUCGAAAUCUUCCAAAUGACAGUUUUAGAUAUGGAAAAUAAAGUAAAAGAGACCCUAUUUAAAUUUAAUUUUCUACUUUAGAAUGUGGAAAUGAAAUCUCAUCAUUCAUGCGAAGAAAUCAUAGAGUUUAAAAAUCAGACAUAACUUUAAUGACCCAUGGAAUCAAAAAUAAGUAUUAAUAUAUAUAAUUUAAUCUUUAGACCCUAAACUCCAUUAGAUAAAGUCUUAAAAUAUUAAUAUGCUACCGAAGCAAAAGAACAAUUAGAUAAGAUAUAUUAAAAAAGAAUGAAAACAGAACCUAGAACAUAAUCAUUUAAUUAAAACAGAUCAUUUUCAUUAAGAUAAUAACAUAAUACAAAAAAAGAAUAGAAAAAAAUGUUUAAGCUUUAGUAGUUUUAAGAUAUCAAAUCUAAAAUAUUUUAAUGA
Molecule: messenger RNA, 511 nt
Organism: Paramecium primaurelia
Lineage: Eukaryota; Ciliophora; Oligohymenophorea; Peniculida; Parameciidae
Source: the annotation of a GenBank genome assembly